This is a messenger RNA of Aphanomyces astaci, 2829 nucleotides long. RefSeq lists its product as hypothetical. The coding region runs from base 19 to 2748 and encodes 909 amino acids. Gene Ontology annotation, molecular function: zinc ion binding; ATP hydrolysis activity; 5'-3' DNA helicase activity. The record is from RefSeq and is a predicted model, not a curated record. The transcript has 7 exons. NCBI's taxonomy places the organism in Eukaryota, Oomycota, Saprolegniomycetes, Saprolegniales, Verrucalvaceae.
GCUUUCUUCAUAGUCGUCAUGACGAUGAUGAUCCCGCUCGAACGAUGGCUCGACAAGACGCGCAAGCUUCUCCAGAUGGAGCGAGAGGCGGAGAUCAGCCAGGCGAAGCUCGAGAAUGACACGCUACCGGCGACGUCCAACCCGAACGUCCUCCUGCGCUUGUUUAUGACGUCCGCGUCCACGGGUCUCUUUGGCCGUACGGUGCUGGUGCUCAAGCACAAUCAUGGCCGCGAGUUCGGCGCGCAUCACUUCAGUGUCGGGGACUUGGUGUCGAUGUGCAUUCCGACGGCUUCUUUGACUCCAACAAAUGCAGACGGGUUCCCCAAGGGCAUCGUGACCAAGGUCGAUGACAACAGUAUCUCGGUAGCGUUUGAAGACCUCGAGGAUAGCGACGGCUAUCACAACGAACCCAUUCGCUUGGAUCGACUGGUGAACGAUGCAACGUAUCGAAAACUCAACGACGCGCUGGACGAGCUCGCCAAGUUCUCGGACGGACCUGCCCAACACAUCGUCAACGUCAUCUUUCACGGGGCCGCUCCAACGUCCAACCCGCUUCCCGCCAUUCUCGACGUCACGAACCCUCCAUCGUCCAUGAAUGCAUCCCAAGUAGAUGCCAUUCAGUUCGCAUUAGCGUCCAAGGACGUCGCGCUGAUCCACGGUCCUCCAGGCACGGGGAAGACGACGACGCUGGUCGAGUUCAUCCGGCAAUGUGUGCGCACGUACAAGAUGAAGGUGCUGGUGUGUGCGCCAUCCAACGUUGCCGUGGACAACAUAUUGGCCAAAAUGGCAGCCGCGGAAUCGGCGAAGAGGCGGAAGGCGGGCCUGCGGAUGACGCGGGUGGGUCAUCCCGCGCGGCUGCUUCCGGCGGUGCUCAAAUACUGUCUGGACGCCAAGAUCGCGGCGGCGGAGGGCACGCAGAUCAUCGCGGACAUCCGAAAGGAACUGGGUACCCUCAAAGCCACCAAAGCCACGUUUCAGAAUGUGCGACAGGAGCGGAAAGCUCUGCGGAAGGAGAUUCGGGAGCGCGAGCAAAACGUCGUCGCAGAUAUCAUCCAACAUAGCGAUGUGGUGUUUGCCACGAACGCGGGCGCGGCGACCAAGUUGCUGCGAAACGUGGUGUUUGAUGUGGUCGUGAUCGACGAGGCGGCGCAGGCGCUGGAAGCGAGUUGUUGGAUCCCCCUCCUCCGGGCACGGCGGUGCGUGUUGGCCGGCGACCACCACCAGCUGCCCCCGACCAUCCAGAGCGAAAGUGCAAAGAGACAAGGGCUGGGGCUGACUCUGUUUGACCGUGUCACACAGAUGGAGCACUCGAAGUGCGUCGUGCGGAUGCUCUCGACACAGUAUCGCAUGCACCGUGCUAUUUCCGACUGGUCGUCCAAAGCCAUGUACGCGAGCCAACUGGCCAGCUGCGACAGCGUUGCCUCGAGAAAGCUGAGCCAUCUUCCCCACGUGACCAUCCCACACGACAACGAUGCUUUGGAUGCGACACUGUUGCUCAUCGACACGGCCGGGUGUGGCCUGGACGAAGAGAGUGACGAAGGCGGAGGAGGGGUGCAGACUCUGCUUGGAGCGUCCAAGUCGAACCCAGGGGAGGCGCAGGUGGUGGCGCAGCAUGUGACAGCGUUGCUCGCGACUGGCUUAAAGCCAUCCGAGGUGGCGGUGAUCACCCCAUACAACGGCCAAGUGGGUGUACUGCGGCGCCUGCUGCACCCGGUGCACCCGACGCUCGAGAUCCGAUCCGUGGACGGGUUCCAGGGGUGCGAGAAGGAGGCGGUGGUGAUGAGUCUGGUCCGAUCCAACUGUAAAAAUGCCGUGGGUUUCUUGGCCGACGACCGCCGCAUGAAUGUGGCCGUCACCAGAGCCAAGCGACAUGUGGCUUUGAUUGGAGAUACGGAUACGCUGGGCAACCACCCGUUUCUCAAGACACUGAUUGACCAUUUUGAACUACACGGCGAGUGUCAAAGUGCCCAAGAGUAUGCGGAUAUCACAGUCGAAGGCGACUGGGCGGAGGUAGAGACCCCGGUGGUAGCUACUACCAAGCCAGCGAAAGCCACUUCAAGCCAACCCAAACCACAAAAGAAGCAAGGUCAAACCGUAAAGAAAGGAGCAGGCAAGACAGUGCCCAUUCCACCAGAAAUAGUGCCAUUGAAGGAGGACCAGGAGGACUCUGUGGUUGAAGUGGAUGAGCAGAAGGUUAGCGUGGCCAUUCCGAGUGCAUUUGCGGCUCUGACCGACGCCGCCGAGUCGGACCAAUCCUCCUCAGCAUCUUCGGAAGAAGAAGAAACUGUAGUGAAGGAGAUGAACGCCACGUUGAAGGAGCUCCAUUUGGCCCGGUUGGCGCGCACCGUCCGUCCGCCGCCGCCGCCAAAAAAGACGUCUAAAAACAAAGCCAAGCCCGAAGUGUUGCUUGUAAAAGGGUACAAUGACCACGUACUUGUAGACGAGGACGAGUGGGGCUUCCUGGACCGGCAAGUGGCGUCGGCCAACUCGUGCGCGUUCGUCGCGUGCGGUCAAAAGACCCACGUCCACGGAUCCAUGUGCCGCUUCUGCAAGUACAAGUUCUGCUACGCCCAUGGACUGGCCGAGAUCCACGGGUGUGGAGCGGCCGUCCGCACGUUCGAGAGGGCCAAAGCCACCAAGAAACAGCCGCCGACCAACACGACCACCCGCCAAGCGAUGCAGAAGGCCCUCGACACCAAACUCACCAAGGCAUCUGACGACCGCAAAGCCAAGGCCAAGAAGAAGUAGAAGGGGUUGCCAUGCAGUAUUAGAGAGGUCUUGCACACUAAUGUACACGAAGUCAUACCGGUGUAGGCACAAAACCCCGAA